Molecule: messenger RNA, 470 nt
Organism: Xenia sp. Carnegie-2017
Lineage: Eukaryota; Metazoa; Cnidaria; Anthozoa; Malacalcyonacea; Xeniidae
Product: probable endopeptidase p60
Exons: 4
Coding region: 1-300 (99 amino acids)
Source: RefSeq, a predicted model, not a curated record
AUGUGGAUCGUCCGAACGACUACCGCGAAGAAUGUCGAAACGUCAGUCUACACAAACACAAACAGUCCUUCUCAGAACACCAAGAGUCCUCAGAAAAACACCAACAGUCCUCAGAAGAACACCAACAAUCCUCAGAAGAACACCAAGAGUCCUCAGAAGAACACCAACAAAGAACACCAACAAACACCAACAUCAACAGUCGUUCUCAGAAGAACACCAACCAACAGUCCUCAGAAGAACACCAACAGUCCUCAGAAGAACACCAACAGUCCCCAGAAGAACACAAACAGUCCUUCUUAGAAGAACACCAAAAUUCCUCAAAAGAACGCCAACAGUCCUCGGAAGAACACCAACAGUCGUUCUCAAACGAACACUAACAUCAACACUCGUUCUCAGAAGAACACCAACAGUCCUCAGAAGAACAUCAACAGUUCUCAGGAGAACAUCAACAGUCGUUCUCAAACGAACAC